AUGGAAUCAACCCAGCAGGUCGAGAAGCAGAGCGCGCAAGAGACUGUUUUCUCUUCAACACGCGGAAAUGUCGCGGACCUGGUUUUCCCAAACUUGACCUCACUUUGGCUGUCGCAAGAGCCUGAAGACCAGGCGAGCCUCAGACGACUCAACCAGGUUUGGGACGUGUUCGCCUCAACAUGGAGCCCUCAUGACAAGAUGUAUAUCUAUCGUCUCCUCCCGGAGGUGCGAACUAGCCCUACAAACCGAAAGGUCCCUAGUAACCACAAACUCUACAAACUCCACAAACACGACAUCACCUUCGGACUUUGGGUUAUUCUCCGAUGCAUAUACCCUGAUCAGAAACUUCCAGCUCUCAGACUUGCUCUCAUGGAGAAGUAUCCAGGUAUCGAUCUCAAUUCCUUCACCGGUCCUGUUCCCAAGGUUGUAUGCAUGUCUCUCGACAAACACACCGACGGAAAACGCGAACACAAGAUUUUGGCUCCUUAUUCUAAGAAGGAUAUGCUUGAGGAAGAUGAUAAUAUCACCCCCAGUGACUUAUCCGUCAAAGAGGAGGACUACACCUUUGACGAUACUGUAAUCCACACUCCGAAAUUUGAGCCUCACCUGGACCAGCUCCGCUCCACUAAGCCUGACAAGCCUUCCGCCCAGCGUUUGAAAGAGGUUGAGUCGAAAAUGCGUGGCAUGGUUCUUGGAGGACCUCACAGUGCCUCUUACAGCAAGUUUCUGGAGUCAAAGUCUAGCAAUGCGCCAACAGAUGUAUCUACUAAUGGUCCCGAUAUCACAAAGCUAUGCAUCAGUCCUAGCGCUAUGCACGAAGCAGACGUUGAACGCUCGGCUAGCGACGAAUCUUCUCCUGAGGACGACUCUGCCCAAACUGCACUUUCCGAAAAGCGGUUCCUCGAGUUGAAGAAUCUCAUUACCAAUGUUACAACCGAAUCGAAGCGAGGUGUUUCUGAGGAAAUGCGCAAGAUGCAUACCGAGACGACGAAGCAGAUCCAAAACAUGCACACCGAGAUGAUUGACCAGUUCAAGAAGAAUCGGCAGACGUUGGUUGAUAUUGGUAAACAAGUUGCUGAGAUACGAGCACAUAUCGAGCUUGCGCGUAUGGAUCGGAAAGAUCUGGACGAAGUUGAGGCCAGAGCCAUCAACCUUGAGCAGUUCAUCUUGUCACUUUGA
Messenger RNA from Fusarium subglutinans, 1179 nucleotides. RefSeq lists its product as uncharacterized. Bases 1 to 1179 code for a protein of 392 amino acids. The record is from RefSeq and is a predicted model, not a curated record. Lineage: Eukaryota; Fungi; Ascomycota; Sordariomycetes; Hypocreales; Nectriaceae. The transcript is spliced from 3 exons.